Tripterygium wilfordii is the source of this 2521-nucleotide messenger RNA. Its product is annotated as probable inactive purple acid phosphatase 27. NCBI's taxonomy places the organism in Eukaryota, Viridiplantae, Streptophyta, Magnoliopsida, Celastrales, Celastraceae. Gene Ontology annotation, molecular function: metal ion binding; acid phosphatase activity. The transcript has 13 exons. The coding region runs from base 464 to 2377 and encodes 637 amino acids. The record is from RefSeq and is a predicted model, not a curated record.
UCCUCACAAAACCCCAAACUGAAAUUGGAAUACAGGAACCACCUACUGUCGAAGCCUCCGGCGUUCAUUCUUUCCAUCGCUCAUCUCCUCCGGCGUUGACGCGUUGUGUGUCAGUUUUGAAACUAUAGUUGUGUUAAAACAGAUUUCUGUAGAAUUAAGAGGCAUGUUAACUAUAGAAGAAUUUACCGGAUGGAGCAGAGCAAGCGGCGGUGAAUGCUGUAUACGCAGAGAAAGAGGACGAGGAAGAGCUUUUAUGGUCAUCGGAUUCUGAAAUUGAGGAAGCAUUAGACUGGCUGGACUCAAGGGACGACGAUGAGGUAGCCGAGGGAGCCAUUACACUCAAUUCAAGGCGUCUCAAUGCUCAUGGAGGGGUUGAAACAUAUUUCUAUCUUCUGAUGCCAGGGUAAUCUGAAAAAGUCCCUGCUGGAACAUAUUUCUAUCUUCUACAGGUAUCGAACGGAUUAUGGAAUGUUCCACUUCUGUGUGGCCGACAGUGAACAUGAUUGGAGGGACAGGUUCAUCAGAGAGCUGCUUCGCGGCAGCAGACAGGCAAAAACAGCCUUGGCUAAUCUUAGAGUUCUUGGCCGCGGCUCAUAUUCAUGGAUUUGGAGAGCAACCAUUGGCCAAGAUUGAUAUAUACAAAACCACUCUGGCCGUCCACUCAUUGGCCUCCAUCACAGCCUGCCCGCACCUUCUUGGCUUGAAGGGUGAGGAUACUGAAUGGGUAACUGUGAAUCUCGUGCACCCAGAACCAGCUGCAGAUGAUUGGGUUGGAGUUUUUUCUCCUGCCAAAUUCAACUUGUCAGCAUGCCCUCCUGUGAAUGAUCCAAAAGAAAAAACUCCAUAUAUAUGUUCAUCCCCAAUAAAGUACAAGUAUGCGAACUUUUCCAAUUCAAAUUACACGGCAAUAGGCAAAGCUUCCUUAAAGUUUCAGCUGAUAAAUCAGCGGGCGGAUUUCUCUUUCGCAUUAUUCUCUGGUGGAUUAUCAAAUCCUAAACUGGUGGCAGUUUCAAAUUUCAUAUCAUUUGCAAAUCCCAAAGCACCUCUUUAUCCACGCCUUGCUCAAGGAAAGUCCUGGAAUGAAAUGACUGUAACCUGGACAAGUGGCUAUAACAUAGACGAAGCUGUACCAUUUGUUGCAUGGGGUCUGAAGGGGGAAACUCCAAAGUAUUCACCUGCUGGAACAUUGACAUUUCAUCAGAACAGCAUGUGUGGCUCCCCUGCACGAACUGUUGGCUGGCGUGAUCCUGGUUUCAUACAUACUAGUUUCUUGAAGGAUUUGUGGCCGAACACUGUGUACACUUACAAGAUGGGUCACAUAGUGCCCAAUGGUUCAUAUAUCUGGAGCAAGACGUAUUCGUUCAAAUCAUCCCCAUAUCCAGGUCAAGACUCGUUACAGCGUGUCAUUAUCUUUGGUGACAUGGGAAAGGCAGAGCGUGACGGUUCAAACGAAUACAAUGAUUAUCAGCCAGGUUCACUUAAUACUACUGACCAACUCAUAAGGGAUUUGAGCAACAUCGACAUCGUUUUCCAUAUAGGAGACAUAGUAUAUGCUAAUGGAUACAUCUCACAGUGGGACCAAUUCACUGCACAGGUUGAGCCCAUUGCAUCAAAUGUCCCUUACAUGAUUGCCAGUGGCAAUCAUGAACGUGACUGGCCAAAUACUGGAUCCUUUUAUGAUACUACUGAUUCAGGCGGGGAGUGUGGUGUGCUUGCUGAAACCAUGUUCUAUGUUCCUGCUGAAAACCGAGCUAAGUUUUGGUAUUCAACCGAUUAUGGCAUGUUCCGUUUCUGUAUAGCUGACACUGAGCAUGACUGGAGGGAGGGAUCGGAACAGUAUAAGUUCAUUGAACACUGUCUUGCAUCUGCAGACAGGCAGAAGCAGCCUUGGUUGAUCUUUGCAGCUCAUCGUGUAGUUGGAUAUUCCUCUGCCUCCUCGUAUGGCCAACAGGGCUCAUUUGAAGAGCCUAUGGGAAGGGAAAGCUUGCAUAGGCUAUGGCAGAAGUACAAGGUGGAUCUUGCAUUUUAUGGUCAUGUCCACAACUAUGAAAGAACCUGCCCCGUAUACCAGAAUCAAUGCAUGAAUGAAGAAAAACAUCAUUAUUCUGGCACCGUGAACGGAACAAUUCAUGUUGUUGUGGGUGGAGCGGGGAGCCACCUAUCAGACUACAGUACUGUUGUUCCAAAUUGGAGUGUUUACAGGGAUUAUGACUUUGGAUUUGUGAAGUUGACAGCAUUUAACCAUUCAUCUCUCCUCUUCGAAUACAAGAAAAGCAGUGAUGGAAAGGUAUAUGAUUCCUUCACCAUUUCACGCGACUACAGAGAUGUCUUGGCCUGUGUACACGAUGGCUGUGAAGCAACAACUUUGGCAAGCUGACCCCCUAUCAUGGGGGAAAAAGUCUUGGCCUGUGAUUAGAUUAUAUUUGUUAUGAUGAUACUGCCAAAAGUGUCCUGCUUUGUUCUUGAAAAAUUAUUCUCAAAAUAAUAUAAGUUAUCUGGAAUUCAAUUGAGUUCUUUCAAA